CACUGAGUUUGGUAAUAUUUAACGGGACAGUUUUGGGUGAUAUGGUUGGGCAACAAACACAAGGAAGGACUGCUCACUGUUGACAUGUAUCCAGUGUGUGUGACACUUGCUGCUCAUCCACAGAGACACCAGACUGAGGUCCAUUCAGCAGUGAACAAUGAAUUGACUGUAUCCACUGAUUAAACAUGGACGUCUUUUCUCUGCUGGUGCUCCUGCUGUCAUGCAGGAUUCAAGUUGGAGCUAAGAUGAGUGUGUCGCCCAAAACACUAACCGUCCUGCGAGGAGAGGAGGCUCGGUUUACCUGCAGCACGUCCUGCGACCAUUGGACAGUGAUAGUGUGGUUGCUGAACGGUGAUGCGGUUCUCACCAUCUCCAAAGCUGAAGGCGUCCUAGCCUCUGUCUUCCCUAAUGUGACGGCUGAGGAAAGCCCUAACUCAGAGCGUAGAAGCUGGGUGUUUAUCCUGAAUAACACAGAGAGGCACAACCAGGGAUCAGUGACCUGUGACAUCCAGGGCAUUGAUAGGCGAACAGCAAGCCUGUUUGUACAAGAAAAGGGCAGCGUAAAGGUCUCUGGGAACGACAUGUUGGUGUUUCAGUGGCAGUCGGUCCAGUUUGAAUGCCUAGCAGAAGGAUGGUACCCUCAGCCCACUUUGCAAUGGCAGGUGAAUGACAAAAAGGUGAGCAAGAGUGAAUACAACAUCAGUAGUGAAGAGACUGGGAAAAGCCUCUUCACUGUGACCAGCAACCUCAGCGUGAAGGCAGUGAAGAGCUCUCGUGUGGAUUGUCUGGCCUCUGUGUCUGCUCUCCCCACACCGCUGAAGAGCAGCGUCCGUCUGACAGUGGUUGCAGAGGUGGUGGAAGAAGUUAACUGCACAGUCCCGCUGGCGGUAACUGCUUCCCUCGCUGCUAUUCUGCUGCUCCUCUUGCUCUGCAUCUGCACUGUCCUCUGCUACAGACAAAGGAGACAAGCAAAACCAAGCCCACAAGAGGCAAUAAGGUUCGACCAAUCACUGAGCAGGAGAGACUCAGUUGCUGGGGCGACAGGGGGAAUGGACAACCCGGGGUACUAUAAUGAGGGCUCCACAGAUGCAACUUACAAUGUGUUAAUCACGGAAGCUGGUAGCAAGAUGGACUUUGUCAGCUUUUGCAAGGUCCCUGAUAUUGUGUCCUCCGGCAGCCUGUCUGUGCACCGUGAGAACCAAGCCCAGGUGUAUCAAUCAGAGGAAAACUCCAAGAAUAUCAGGAGAAUUACCACAGUGUGAAUAUUGUUUGUAAUUUUGUUUAUUAUGACGUUGAUAUAACAAAUAAAAUGUCAGUAGUGGUGUACAUGAUCGUACUGUGUAGUAGUUAUAGUCAGGCCACUCACAAAUGUUUAAUGUAAUCUUGAGCUGAAUGUGUCUA
Larimichthys crocea (large yellow croaker) is the source of this 1401-nucleotide messenger RNA. It is a transcript of the gene igsf5b, whose product is annotated as immunoglobulin superfamily, member 5b. Lineage: Eukaryota; Metazoa; Chordata; Actinopteri; Sciaenidae. The transcript has 10 exons. Bases 186 to 1262 code for a protein of 358 amino acids. The record is from RefSeq and is a predicted model, not a curated record.